Molecule: messenger RNA, 566 nt
Organism: Centruroides sculpturatus (bark scorpion)
Lineage: Eukaryota; Metazoa; Arthropoda; Arachnida; Scorpiones; Buthidae
Product: alpha-toxin Cn12-like
Exons: 2
Coding region: 178-450 (90 amino acids)
Cellular component (GO): extracellular region
Molecular function (GO): toxin activity; sodium channel inhibitor activity
Source: RefSeq, a predicted model, not a curated record
AAAAGUUAUUAAGUUAUUAGUAAUUAUCGAACAGAUGCAGUGAGUAUUUAAUAACAAUUAGAACUUUUUUUUAUUGCUCUUCGUGCAAUAAAAAUUAUGUAAAGUAUAAACAAUUCGCGAGUAGAAAAUAAUAUAAAUACGAGAAUUGAACACGACAUUCAUUGCACAACUGCAAAAAUGAAGUCGGUACUUGCAAUUGCUCUGAUAUUUCUACUGUUAGGAAUGGAAGAAGUGCAGGCGAAGAACGGAUAUCCCGUGAAUGGACACCGAUGCAAAAUUGGGUGUUCAAGCCUGGGAGAGAGUGAUUAUUGUAAGAAAAUAUGUAAAGAAAAAGCGGGUAGUUCUUACGGAUAUUGUUACGCGUGGGCUUGUUACUGCGAGAAUGUUGGUAAAAACGCCGUUUUGUGGAAAGAUCCAACACUGGGUCCUUGUAUUCCAGAGGGAAAAUGAUCCUUAUCAUUUUAACAACAUGAUAAAUGUCGACGUCAAACAACUAAUUAUAUAAUUAUUGUACGAGAAUUUUAAAGCUUCCCAGAAAUUUAUUAAAAUUUAAUUUUAAAAGCAUG